UGAAGACAGAAAGGUCAGACACUGAAUAGCAGUAGGCACCAAGGCAACGUCUAAAGACCGUCCUCAAGCUCGUUAUUUUUAGUUAGGUUGUUAAUUUGGACUCAGAUAUAAAAUGCUCAUCAAGUAUUAUAGUUAUUAUGGUUACAGUGAUCUGAUAGUUUAUCGUUGAACUCCAAGUGGAGACCAGUUGAAAAUAGGUCCGUUAGAGAUCUUAACAGAAGAUGAGCUUCGAGGCAAAACGAUGUGGAGUGCAGUUCAGUCCCCCCUCUAUAGUUUUAAUUUAUGAAAACAAGGAAACCAAAACAGUGCGAAAAAGAAUAAUACCUGUGCGCAACUUCUCAAAGUACUCUGACUACAGCAUGGCCGCUGAAAGGCUGAAGAACCACCCUCGACACAGGGAUUACCUGGAGGGUGUGUCCCAGAGCCAGCUGGAGAAGCUUCACAUCAUCCUGCGAGAUCACUUGCAGGGCUUCAGUUUGGAGCACAGUCUGGCUUCGUUUCGCCUGGAUCCCGACGAAGAUCUGAACAAACUGGACGAUGAGGAACUGGCUCGCAAGAAGGGCCAAAUGGACGAACUGUUUGAGAGGAAUCGGAGGCGCAAAGAUGAUCCUAACUUUGUUUACGACCUGGAGAUUGACUUCAACAAGACCACACAAGAAAAGUGCAGCUGGGAUGACGAUUCUGAUGACGGAUUUUAAAACAGUUUUCCAAUCCCUUGAUUGAUGGAGUUUAACCUUUCAGAGUGCAGAUUGUCAAUCACCUGACAUACUGAUGUUCUGUGAGAUAACAGGAACAUGUGACACAACUGAACUUUACCACAGUGCUUCAUAUCCAUCUAAACCCAUGAACAUGUUAACUAGAGCUUUUUAGGAAGGAUCUACUUGCAAUUUAGUAAGUAUAUACACUUUGGUGCCAGUUUAUUGGUUACUGAAAGCUAAUGGAGUCUGAACUGUACAUUGUACCUUCAUGAAGAUGAUAAUGUCCAGCUUUUAUUCAAACCAUUUUAUCAGGGGGCUGGUGAUUCAAUUUUACAGUCAUUUGCACAGCUAUAGUUAAAACACUGUUGAAUCGUGCCACGUUGCACUGAAAAGUGUUUCUAAUAUUUUGCCCACUCUAUUCAUUUGAAUAAGAGCAGACCAAAUAUUAGAAACACCACACAGUAGAACAGCAGAAUCCAACAGCGCUGUAAACUAAAGCUUCAAAACAGCCAUCAAAUUGAAUCAGAAUGUCUGAAACGGUUUCAUUUAACAGUGAACACUCUAACCUCCAUGAGGGCAGAAUUCAGUACAGGAUUGUUUUAUUAGACUUCAUUCAUUUUAGCUAGCUGUACUUAAUAAGCUGGCAAGUGAAUGUAUGUUUCAAUGGUUCUGGCAACGACUAGAAUUUUAGAUUAGUAAGAAUUAGUACACUAAUUAGGGACAGCCAUAGUAGUGGCUGAACAGACAAAUAGGACACCAACCACUUGACAGCAUUCCUAGAUGACAACAGCAAUAAAUACAGGAGAUACAAGCACCCACUGGUUUAACAAUGGUUUGCCAUUUCACUUAAAGCAUCAGUAACAUUGUUUUCCCCAAUUAGCCCCCCAUGAUAUUUUGGCUUUUCUUGAGAUCUCUCCAAUUGAAAUUACAGCUGCAAGCCCCAAUGCAGUCGGGACUGAACAUUUGUGUUAGUUAUUCUGCAAUAUCCAUGGACCUCAAUGGACUUCACAAUAGUUUCCACAGAGAAACACUCAGCAUUUCAAAAAUAGAGAUAAAUGGGAAAAUGUGUGAAAGUCAAAUGAUGUUGGUGAAUGCCCUGUGGUAAUUUCAAAUGCAUACAUAACAUGUUCUAUUUCGAACUGGAAUGAAUUGAAUAAUGCAUGAAUAACAGGGAAUAUUUAUUUGUUAUAAAAAACUGAAAUUUUCAAAAUA
Messenger RNA from Scatophagus argus, 1910 nucleotides. RefSeq names its product centrosomal protein 19 (gene cep19). The record is from RefSeq and is a predicted model, not a curated record. Bases 222 to 698 code for a protein of 158 amino acids. Lineage: Eukaryota; Metazoa; Chordata; Actinopteri; Scatophagidae. Gene Ontology annotation, biological process: microtubule anchoring at centrosome; trans-Golgi to periciliary membrane compartment transport. The transcript is spliced from 2 exons. Gene Ontology annotation, cellular component: spindle pole; centriole; ciliary basal body.